ACUGUGAUUCAAACUUUGUCUUCUACAUAGAACUUUUAGAUGGCAAGAAGAGUAGCAAAUUUACUCUUUGCAAUGGAAACCUUUGUGAAGCAAUGGAGCCAUCAAGGAAGGAACCAUAUCUACACAAAGGAUGUUAUUUUCUACCAGUGGUGUCCUCACCUGAAAAAAUAGAUUCACUGGAAAGUUUUGAAAUCCGAGAUGAUGAUACAUUUAUAAUCACAUAUCCUAAAUCAGGCACAGUGUGGAUUCAGAACAUUGUGAGCUUGAUUCUUUAUGAAGGUCAUCGAGAUGGAACUGAAAAUAUUACCCUGCUUAAGAGGGCACCAUGGCUAGAGUAUAAUAAUUAUGCAGAUUUACCUAGUCGCCCAUCACCUCGUGUCAUUUGUUCCCAUCUGCCCUACUAUUUGGCACCCAAAGGAUUACAAAAUAAAAGAGCAAAAAUUAUUUAUGUGUUUAGAAAUCCAAAGGAUGUCUUUGUUUCUAGCUAUCAUUUUUAUAAAAUUCUAACCACGUUGGAAACAACAGAAGAGUUUGAUGCUUACUUGGAGAAGUUUUUGGCUGGCAAAGUGCCCAGUAGUUUAUGGCUUGACCAUGUAGAAGGCUGGUACACUCAUAAGGGUGAUUUCAAUAUUCUCUUCCUUUCUUAUGAAGAAAUGAAAAAGGAUCUGAGAAGUUCUGUACUGAAAAUAUGCCACUUCCUAGGAAGAGAACUAACUGAAAAGGAGGUGGAUGAUGUGGUGGAUAAAGCUACAUUUGAUAGCAUGAAAGCGGAUUCUAGAACAAACUAUACAUCCCUGUAUCCUAUCUUUAUAGAUUCUAGCAAAGGGAUCUUUUUUCGUAAAGGCAUUGUUGGGGACUGGAAGAACCACAUGACUGUUGCCCAGAGUGAAAGAUUUGACCGUGUCUUUAAGGAGAGGAUGGAAAAGCUGCCCUUCAGAUUCUGCUGGGAUAUGCAGGAGGAUCCUGAGCCUAUUUCCAGCUCAGUGGAGGAAAAUAAUGUGUGAUAUGUGCCUUCAAAUGGUUUGAAUCAGAGAUGACGUUCCAAGAAGGGUCUUUAUGUAACCUUGUAAUGUUUAAUUCUCAACUUUGCAGAGAUUAUAGAACAGAGCAACAUUAAAUUCUAAGCUAUUAUUAAAUAUAAUAGAAACUGCAGAAAACAGUUAACAGUACAUCUCUCUGAAAUUCUUACUAUCUUUUGUAUUUUGAUUCCACAAAUGAGGCCAGAUGCACUAAAGUUUUGACAUUGUCCAGCUAGUUUAUUUUAUUUUAUUUAUUUUAUUAAAUUUCUAUACCGCCCUUCUCCCAAAGGAUUCAGGGCGCUGAACAGCCAGAAGAUAAAACACAGAGAUACAAAAUUUAAAAUAGAUUAAAACGAAUUAAAUAAUUUGGCUGAAUUUUAAAAUACCCCAUAACAAAUUAAAAUUUAUAUUUAAAAUUUAAAAUUUAAAUUUAAAAGAGGAGAAGAUUUAGGCCAGGUUUAGUUCCUAUAAACACUUUUUUAAUAUAUACAAUUUGCCAAAUCCCAGCAUGAGAUUUCCUCAUAUGGCUAAGGUCCUUUAUCUAUUGUCUUUAGUUAGUAGUGAAACUAUAUUGGUAUAAAAUUUGCUGUCCUUAUUGCUGAUGCCUAUAAUGUAUCUAUUAACUUCCAUUUGGCUUGUCCCUGGUUAGUAAUGUCCUUAUUUCUAAAGUACUUAAGCAAAAUUACGGGUCAAACUCUCUGGUUUUGCUGCCCUUCUCCUUUCAGAAUGUUAUGUACCAAAUAAGGAGUGAGCUAUAGGCUUCACUCAGGUCCUCCAAAAUGGCAGAAAAAUACUUAAAGCUCAUUGAUUAAGCCGUCUGACAGCCCUCUAUAAAAGGGAUGCUGCCAGACAAGCAGGUUGUUGGGUUGUACUGGUCUACUAAUAAAGAGCUGUUGUUACUGAAAGAGCUAUGUCUUUCUCUUCCAUCAUCCGAUCUAACUGUGAGAGGAAAAUUCCUCUCAGUGUAUUGCUGCAGCCACAUGAUUGGCUUCCAGCUUGAACAUUCAAAUGAGCCAAUCACAACACAGCUUUUGGCUCUGAGCUUUCCCAGGCUUUCCAACGGACAAUGAGUCAGCAUAUAAGCAGCUGCUUGGGUCACACUCAGAAGAGACUCUCAGACAAAGCUACGCUCAGAUGCUGACUCUCCCACAUGGAGCUUCCAAGGCUGAAGUCACUACAAUGGAACAAAGAGCUGAGCCACUGCCUUGCUUCUGAGGAAGCGGACAAAGAACUGAGAGCUUCCCAUGCUGUGGGAUGACUCUAGGAGGAGCUGUUGGACUUUGCUAAGAGGAGAGCUUUUGCUUGUUGGUGUUUUCUUGCAGGCUUUGUUUUUAUGUGUUUUAGUAUUAAAGCAAAUAGUUUCUCUAGA
Messenger RNA from Pantherophis guttatus, 2388 nucleotides. Its product is annotated as amine sulfotransferase-like. Gene Ontology annotation, molecular function: sulfotransferase activity. The record is from RefSeq and is a predicted model, not a curated record. Lineage: Eukaryota; Metazoa; Chordata; Lepidosauria; Squamata; Colubridae.